Molecule: messenger RNA, 1821 nt
Organism: Rhodotorula toruloides NP11
Lineage: Eukaryota; Fungi; Basidiomycota; Microbotryomycetes; Sporidiobolales; Sporidiobolaceae
Product: F-box domain-containing protein
Exons: 6
Coding region: 1-1821 (606 amino acids)
Biological process (GO): SCF-dependent proteasomal ubiquitin-dependent protein catabolic process
Cellular component (GO): SCF ubiquitin ligase complex
Molecular function (GO): protein binding
Source: RefSeq, a predicted model, not a curated record
AUGUCCUCUAAGCCGCCUCUCAGCUCGUCCGGCCUCGAAGACGAGCUCGCAGCCUUCCGAGCACAAUGGCAAGCCGAGACGCGCCGGCGACAAGCUCUGCAGCGCGACGAAAACCCUCCGAGUUCUUCAUCAGCAAGUCGACAUCAUCGAGUCGAACCACCGGCGCAGGCUGCUCCGCCCCCAGCUCACACUUCGCCUAAACAACCUCGACGCUCGCUGGACAGCGAAGAUGGGGAAUUGGCGGCGCGGGUGGCGGACUUGCAGGUUGAGGAGAAGGAGGUCUCGCCCCGAGCGAAGGGAAAGGCGAAGGAGGUGCGCGAGGUGCCGAGGGAGAAGGAGCGGGAGAGGCCAAAGUCUGCGUUGGAGUUGUACGAGACGGCGGUCGUGAGCGAGCGAGAAGGGAGAAUGCACGACGCCCUCGUCAACUACCGCUCUGCAUUCCGCCUCGACCCGGACGUCGACCGCGCCUACCACCUCGCCUCUCUCGCGGCCGCACAAAAACACGCCGCAUCUCGCGGCUCGCAGCCCUCGCACGCAACCGGCUCAAACUCGCAGGAAUGGCGCUUCGAGCGGACUGUCCAGCUCGGGCCGGACUAUGACGCGAAGAAGGAGCACCGGAGCAAAGAGGAGGCGCAGCGCGAGUCGGGUAGCGCAGAUGCGGAUAGCACGCACCCGUCUAGCACCGGGUUCUUGCUCAAGUCGUUGCUCAAGUCGAUCGCUGAAAACCCUUACGAGCGACCGCCUCCGCCUGUACAUGCUGCGGCACCUACUUCCCCUCGUUCCGCCGCGCAAUCGCUUCCUCCGACAACCACCGAUCUCGACCAGCCCAAAGCGCCACCGAUGACUCCCGAACAAGCCCUUGCAACGCUGCACUUUAUCCCAGCCGACGAAGACCAGCCCCUCCCCCUCGCUCACCUUCCUCGCGAAGUUCUCCUCCUGAUCCUCCGCCACGUCGCCCUCUCCGGUAUGAACCCACCCCGCCCCCAUCCCUCUCACGCCGAUUCUACCAACCCCGACGUCCCAUCCGCUCCAACAACCAAAUCCAAGCGGCUCCCACGCAAACGCACACUGAGGGAAGAGAUGCACCUCCUCGAGAUGGAGCUGGAGCUGGAACAUACGGAGAGGGAGUGGAAGAGUGAUGUAGAGGCGCUAGAGAGGUUUGCGAGGACGUGUAGGGCUGCGAGGGUGUUGACGCUCGAUUCGGGGAUUUGGAGGGCUCUGUGUCUGAGAACGUAUGUCCCGCCGCAGCAGAUUGGGCCGGAGGAAGACGCGUUGCAGCUUGUUAAGCAGCAUGGGAACGACUGGCGGAGGUUCUACAUCGAGCACCCGCGAUGUCGCCUAGACGGCGUCUACAUCUCGGUCGUCACGUACCUCCGCCGCGGCGAGACCGUCUCCGUCUACGCCCCGACGCACCUAAUCACCUUCUACCGCUACCUACGGUUCUACCACCACGGCCUCGCCAUCUCGCUCCUGACCACCGAUCCGCCAGGCCAAGUCGUCCGCCGGCUGAACCCGACGCUGCGCAUGUCGGGCUUGUCGUUUGGACGGUGGAGACUGAGAGGCGAUUUGGUCGAGGUAUGGGGUUUGGAGGACCCAAGUGUGCCGGAAGAGCGGAGGAAGUAUUCGUUGAGGAUGAAUUGCAGGUUCAAGAGUACCGCGCGGGGUCGAAUGAACAAACUCGAGAUGCUCUCUCUCGCGACCGAGAACCGCCGCACGCUCGAAGUGGAAGACGUCCCGAUCCGUCCUUCGAAGCCGUUCUUCUUCUCCAAGGUGGCUUCGUAUGCGCUCGAGGACCGCGUCGAGCAGGCGACGGUCGUGUGA